AUGGCGAUUUUCAAAGUCACACGGCACGAUAAACCAUCUUUGAAAAAACUUGUAAAAGCGGAGACGGUCACUGAGCUCAUCGAUGCUGCGAAAACAAAAUUGUCAUUGACGGACACCACAUACAAGAUCUUCAUGGAGGACCUGACCGAGAUAGAUGAUGAUGAAAUACUGCAAGAAUUGGCUUCAACUAGUAAAGAACAGUUGAUGUUAAUUCUUGUCCCUGAUGGGAUUGAUUGGGAUGGCAGCAUAAUGACAAAAAACAAACCGGAUGUAUCUGAUGGUAAAAAUUACAGAAAAUCCAGAGAGGAUUCCUCAGCCAGGUCAAUCAUCAUCACGUCAAUCUUCCGAUUUAGACAAUAUUUAUUGUAAAUUGUCAUCU
Messenger RNA from Fopius arisanus, 379 nucleotides. RefSeq lists its product as uncharacterized. Lineage: Eukaryota; Metazoa; Arthropoda; Insecta; Hymenoptera; Braconidae. The transcript is spliced from 3 exons. The record is from RefSeq and is a predicted model, not a curated record. Bases 1 to 369 code for a protein of 122 amino acids. Gene Ontology annotation, biological process: apoptotic process.